Messenger RNA from Trichomonas vaginalis G3, 1258 nucleotides. Its product is annotated as cyclin-dependent kinase inhibitor 2C-related family. The transcript has a single exon. Gene Ontology annotation, molecular function: protein binding. Gene Ontology annotation, cellular component: cytoplasm; nucleus. The annotation marks the transcript as partial. Lineage: Eukaryota; Parabasalia; Trichomonadida; Trichomonadidae. The record is from RefSeq and is a predicted model, not a curated record.
AAUAAAGAAACUGCCGACGUUCUUAUUUCACAUGGUGCAAAUAUCAAUGAAAAAAAUAAAGAUGGAAUAACCGCUCUUCAUUAUGCAGCAAAGAAAAAUAGUAAAGAAACUGCCGAAGUUCUUAUUUCACAUGGUGCAAAUAUCAGUGAAAAAGAUAAAGAUGGAAUAACCGCUCUUCAUUAUGCAGUAAGUGAAAAUAAUAAAGAAACUGCCGACGUUCUUAUUUCACAUGGUGCAAAUAUCAAUGAAAAAAAUAAAGAUGGAAUAACCGCACUUCAUUAUGCAGCAAUGCACAAUAAUAAAGAAACUGUCGAGGUUCUUAUUUCACAUGGUGCAAAUAUCAAUGAAAAAAAUAAAAAUGGAAUAGCCGCUCUUCAUGUCGCAGCAAUGUACAAUAAUAAAGAAUCUGCCGAAGUUCUUAUUUCACAUGGUGCAAAUAUCAAUGAAAAAGAUAAAGAUGGAAGAACCGCUCUUCAUUAUGCAGCAAUGCACAAUAAUAAAGAAACUGUCGAGGUUCUUAUUUCACAUGGUGCAAAUAUCAAUGAAAAGGAUAAAAAUGGAAUAGCCGCUCUUCAUGUUGCAGCAAUGUACAAUAAUAAAGAAACUGUCGAAGUUCUUAUUUCACAUGGUGCAAAUAUCAAUGAAAAAAAUAAAGAUGGAAUAACCGCUCUUCAUUAUGCAGCAAAGAAAAAUAGUAAAGAAACUGCCGAAGUUCUUAUUUCACAUGGUGCAAAUAUCAGUGAAAAAGAUAAAGAUGGAGAUACCGCUCUUCAUUAUGCAGUAAGUGAAAAUAAUAAAGAAACUGCCGACGUUCUUAUUUCACAUGGUGCAAAUAUCAAUGAAAAAAAUAAAGAUGGAAUAACCGCACUUCAUUAUGCAGCAAUGCACAAUAAUAAAGAAACUGUCGAGGUUCUUAUUUCACAUGGUGCAAAUAUCAAUGAAAAAAAUAAAAAUGGAAUAGCCGCUCUUCAUGUCGCAGCAAUGUACAAUAAUAAAGAAUCUGCCGAAGUUCUUAUUUCACAUGGUGCAAAUAUCAAUGAAAAAGAUAAAGAUGGAAGAACCGCUCUUCAUUAUGCAGCAAAGAAAAAUAGUAAAGAAACUGCCGAAGUUCUUAUUUCACAUGGUGCAAAUAUCAAUGAAAAGGAUAAAAAUGGAAUAGCCGCUCUUCAUGUUGCAGCAAUGUACAAUAAUAAAGAAACUGUCGAAGUUCUUAUUUCACAUGGUGCAAAUAUCAAUGAAAAAAAUAAAGAUGGAAUAA